AUGAUUGGUGUUGAUGAUCAACGAAAAAUCAAUUAUGUAACUAAAUGUCAUCCACGUUGUUAUUUACGUGAUGUCGAACAAGAAUGUAUUGGACAUUCAAUAUUACAAUAUUGUCAUGCAAUCAACAAACGCACAGGUUUAUGCAAAGUAUGUGGAUGUAAUUGGAAAAAACAUAUGCAUAUUUCAUAUGAAUAUGAAACAUAUAUAACCCAUGUCGCGAUAAAUAAUACUAAUUCCCAAUCAGUAUUAAUAAGUAUUGAUGAACGUAUUCAUGCUUUAAGAUAA
This is a messenger RNA of Rotaria sp. Silwood1, 285 nucleotides long. The record is from the annotation of a GenBank genome assembly. Lineage: Eukaryota; Metazoa; Rotifera; Eurotatoria; Philodinida; Philodinidae.